Heterobasidion irregulare TC 32-1 is the source of this 2091-nucleotide messenger RNA. RefSeq lists its product as uncharacterized. NCBI's taxonomy places the organism in Eukaryota, Fungi, Basidiomycota, Agaricomycetes, Russulales, Bondarzewiaceae. Bases 1 to 2091 code for a protein of 696 amino acids. The record is from RefSeq and is a predicted model, not a curated record. The transcript has 8 exons.
AUGCAGUCCCACACAGAGCCCCCGCAGACACUGCUCUCCGCCAUCCAUCCCUUCACCUCCCCAGACCUCCUCUCCGCAACAUCUCUCCACCCCUUCUCCUCCACCGCAGAAAGCGCCAUCGCCGACCUCCGCGACCUCCUCCAAACCACCGACACCAUCGCCCACACAACAAAUGUCCUCCUCAACGCCCCCGCCAUCAAUUCAAAAACAGUAUCGCUCCUGCGCCAACACACCGCAGCUCAACACGGUCUCCACCUUACUAGCCAAUACGUCCGCCAGACCCUCGCUGCCUCCCGCACCCGCGCUGCCUACGGCGAAGACGUCCCCCUCGACCGCACACAGAUCGCAGACUGGUGCGUCGCCCACAUCGGCCAGUGGGGCGCCACCGUCGGCAUGGAAGCCUUCCCCGAAGCCGAGAGCGCCGGCCGCCGCACCCUCGUCCUCGGCGGCAAGGUCCUCGUUCUCGACAUCGAGUUUGCCCUCCGCCCCUGUGCAGACGUCGUCGGCGUGCGCACGUCCUACGCAGUCCCGAACGGCGUCGCAGGCGGCAAUGCCGCCGGGUCCGCAUCGCUGGACGGCUUUUUGGUCGACGCCUUGAAGGCCUGGGUGACUGAGGUCCAGCGCUCCGACCACGAGGACCCUGCGGGCGAGCUCGAGAUCAACGGAGGAAGCGGGAUCACCACCGCGAGGUUUGGAAAGGAGGUCUCGGAGAGUUUGAGGUAUCUGAUGCGGUUGGAUCGCUUUGCGAGCAGGGAGGGUGACUCGGGGAUCCGGUGGUUCAAUGACAUCGAUACCUUGGGCGGGACGUUGGAGCGCCUCGCGCAGGCCGAGGCGCGCGCCGUCGCGAGCUCGCUGUCCCUCUCUGAAACACCCCUCGACAUCUUCCUCCUGCGCGCCCAUGCACUGCCGCUUCCAUACCUGACAUCCCCAUCGCUCACCUUCCUCGUCCACCUCUCCCCGCGCACGUACCUCUCUCUCCAACGUGCCUCUUCGCCCCUCCGCACAUCUGCGCCUCCACCAUCCGCGUCUCUCCCCGCUAUCAACAUCCCCUACGCCUACCUCCGAUCCAUCUUGGCCUCGCACACCCCUCCGCCAGGGACCGCCCUCGUCACCCUCUCUCUCCGCCCACUCAAAACAUACGUGCGGCCUCCGCCCACAUCCGACCUCCCCAUCCUCUCCUCGCGCCCAAAAUUCCCGCUCCUCCCCAACACAGCCGCGUUCGACCACAUGUUCCCCGUCGCCAUGAACAUGGAAGGGCAGUGCGCGUGGGUGCUCGAUUUCACUCUCGGCGGGCGCAUGCCGGGAAUCGUGAUGAGCCAGGCGCGCAUGCGCGAGAUCGAAGCGGUCGUGAACCCGUUCAGCACGAUCCGAAACCUGCAGGGCGGCGGCGGGAUGCUGUCCUUCACGAACGGGAGCUGGGUGGACAUGCUGCUCAACCCCGCGAACCCGAUAUCGCCAGAGCGGUACACGGCCGUCUACACGUCCCCGACGGGCCUGCACCCGCCGCUGCACCUAAGCCUCGCAGCCCCCGACGAACCGGGAUUCAUACUGGAGCACGUGCAAGUCUACAACAUGAAGGAAGUCUGGAGCAUCCUCGAGAUCGUACGAGAGCAGUGCUGGCUCAACGAGGCGCUGACCGGGUGCCAGUGGAGCACGGAAGGCCUCUUGACCGUGCCCGAAGAAGAAGACGCGCGCGACGACCAGGUCACCGACAGCGACCUGCAAGCCAUCCUCGACGGCACGUUCACCCCGCUCAAGAUCCCGGUCACCGUCUACCUCCCCUCGACGCACCCGCCCUCAGCCGACGACGACCUCUUCGGCCCGCCCCUCGGCCCGGACGCGUCCGCGCUCGGCCCCGGCCCCGGCCCCGCGCCGCCGCGCAUCGUGAUGACGCUGCCCGAGCGCCCGCCGAUGUCGGGCAUCGUCGAGGUGUCGGUCGCGCACGACGCCGCGCGCGCGCGGGGCGUCGCGGUGGACGUGCGCGGGGCGAUGGGCGCGGAGAUCGAUGGGGAGAGGAUGGAGGAGGCGGUCAGGCGCGGAGGCGUGUUUGGGCUGCCGGGGCGGGUGUGGGCGGCGCAGGUGGGUGGGUAG